UUUUUAACGCCAUACACGAUAUUUUAUUGUCAACGUCAAAGAAGUGAAUUUGUUAUCUCGUAGAAAUAUUCGCUGUCCAGUUAGACGCUGGGAUUGAUCCCAUAACUCACCAUAAGUGAAUAUGGGACGCAGGAUCGGUCCAUACACACUGAAAUGCGGCUGGCCUUUCUUUGAAGGUGGCUUUCUCUAACCCUCCCACAUCUACAGUACUGUACACACGUGAAGUUGUCUACUAUGGAACUUGUCCUAGAUGUUCUAAGCAUACUAUGCACGUACGAGUACGUACAUUGUAGUACUCGUACUAGGUAGUUGCACUUCGCACUUUCAAUCGAAAUAGGUGGCUCAGACACAUACUACGGUAUAGCUCGAGCUUGUCACGUCCACGCUUUGGGUGUUGGUGACAGCAACCCAACAUUUUCAGUCCCACCUCUGGCCUCAAGUGUGCCAAGGUAGUAUAGGAAAAGAUGGCGAAUUGAACGAAUGUCGCAGUAUACCCAUGUGACAAAAGUAGUUGAAAUUUUCAACAUCGUCACGAAGAGGUUCAAUUUAUACCAAAAUCGGUGCUCAUGCCUUCGUUGGAACAAUCGCUCUCGGGUUCCUCGGACGAGGGCAGAGGGUUUGUGGGUGGAGGCAAUCAUAAUGAUGGCAUGGUGGAACUCGAGGAUGGCGUGAGGUCGCUAAGUAGCGCUUAUAGUAGUGCGAGUAGCGAGACCAUCCGCUCACAAACAGUGACGUCAGAGUCCAUACUAAAUGCAGACAAAGACCAAGAAGAAUUGCGACCAGGUGUCAAGGAGUGGAUCGCAGAGGAACACCAAGAGAACGAGGCCAGCAAAAAGGAUUGUGUUGCAACUUCAAGUCCACAUCGGACUGUUCCGUCUGAGCCGCAUCAUACCAGCCAGUCGAUUUUCUCUCCUCCUGAGGGGGACUUGCCUCCCACAUCCCCGCCCAGAACUAGAGUGGUGCCACUGCCCCUGAGCGGCGAAGGCAACAAAAGUGCAUAUACACCUUGUUCACAGAGGAAAGGCCUUCCCCCCAAGGCGGCGAGAAGCAGGCCCAACAGCUUCAGAUCCACGUUUCGUCAGAGUACCGAUGUGAGCGGGAAUUGUGGUAAUGGUGGUGGUGUUGGGGGCUCUGUCCCUCCUUCUUUGGAUACACUUCUCAAGAGCGCGACAGCUGAGUGGGUCCAACCAAACGGUUGCAGUAGUCCCAAAACCAACAAACAGCCUCUCUCGCCUCCAAGUGCGCUCUCGCCCUCAGAUCAAACCCACGGAGCGGGCUCUACCACUCCCAAUCUCCCGAGGAGAUCUUCGUUUCGUGAUCCUGCAACACUCUCCAAGUUGUCGUCACAAAAUCAACAGGAGAGAAGAGGCUCUCUCAAGUCAUUUGCAUCCUCACUCCUUGACAGAAAAGGCUCAUUCAGAACGCUUCUAGGAAAUUCAACCUCACCCCUGCGGGGUUCUUCGGACUCGUUAUUUUCGAAAGUUCAUAAUAAUUCGCAAAGGCUUUCCAGAACGGUGGUCACCAAAAGCACUCCAAACGUGUCAAGCAAAGAUGGUUAUUCUGAGAAGAAGGGAUCGUUCAGAAAUCGGAAAGGCCCUCCACCUUCAGUGCCGCAGUCUCCCAUCAAGAAAGACUCAGGGAUAAGUAUUGGCGAGGCGUUUCAUGACAAUCUUGAGCCUAACAUGACCAAACCACGAACCACCUCCAAGAUUCGAGGAUUAGGCACUUCAGGCGGAAGUUUGAGCACAGAGUCCACGGGCACACUCGAAUUCGAUUCCAGCCUCUCUUCCGUCGCAACCACGUCAAACAUGAAGCUAUCGAAUAGUGGAGAUUUCUCCAUCCCAUUGAAAAAGUUGGAUGUGGACAAGGAAUACGACAUUGUUCAAACCAUAGGUGAGGGUUGGUUUUCUCGUGUCUAUCUAGCGGAACACCGCGAGACUCGACAAGAGAUUGUCUUGAAGGCCAUCAAUUCGAAGACCGUGAGUGUGGACGACUUUUGGCGCGAGUACCAGCACUCCUACUUGCUCUCCGCCCAUCCCAAUGUUCUCACCAUAUUUGAUGUGGUUUUCCAAGCAAAGGAUUAUUACAUGUUCGCUACUGAGUACGCUCCGCUAGGCGAUCUCACCUCCAAUGUGAGCGAUCGGGGCAUUGGCGAGAUGAACACUAAACGCGUGGCCAAACAGAUCGGAUCGGCUUUGGAGUGGGUGCAUUCCAAGAAGCUCUGCCAUUUGGACGUCAAGCUAGACAGUGUCCUUGUUUUCAAGUCCGACUUCAGUUGGGUUAAGCUCUGUGACUUUGGUGCUGUUCGCUCACAGGGUGACAUCGUGAUAAAGAAAAAUGAGUUACUGCCCUAUUGUCCACCGGAGUUGGUAGCCAAGCAUGCGAAUGAGUACUAUCAAGUCGAUAAAGUCCAAGACGUCUUCCAGUUUGGGAUUGUUCUGUUCUUUUGUCUUUUCGGGAUCCUGCCGUGGCAAAGAGCGGAUGUGACGGAUCCUUACUAUUCAGAGUUCUUCGCUUGGCGGAGCAAAAAGACAAGCAAGCCUCCGAAACAUUUCAAACCCAUGACGACUCGAUCCCAGAAGCUCUUCCGCAAGCUUAUGGAUGUGGAUCCAGCUAAACGUCUUCUCCUCCAUGAAAUUCCCAAGUACACUGACGACAAAUGGUUGAAGAAGGUGCCCAAAUCUCCAUUCAACGGAUCGGGAUCCGAUCCCAAACAGAUUUCGGACGGCAUCUCGCAAUUGACCAUGGGCAGCUUCCAAAGUGUACAUUCCAAUGCGGUCGAGAAGAACAAAGUCCUUUAUACCCUGCUACAGCAUGGCGUUGAAACGACGGUGGAUCGAUCUCAGAAGAACUCUCGUAUUAUCAAUUGGAUCCAACACGGACAAGCUAUUCAAGAGGACACGGGAGGAUCGUCAACCUUGCCAACGGACCAACUCAAUCUGGAAUGAUCAAACGCAUUUUCAGGGAUUUUGACUACUGAUCCAAUGGAGCCUCCUGUGGAACCUAGAAAAUAAUUGGGCCUCCAUCAAGUUGGCCUGAAUCCUUGACACCCUUUGCUUCUGAGCUUGGAUGGGAUUUGAGGAGUUCUGGCGCAAUUGGACAUUGUUGCAUGAUAUCAGUCCCCAAAUGCUAUGACAAACAAAGCACGAACGAACCUACUUAAUCAAUACAGUAAUCUCCCAACUACACCAGCAUAACCUUACUACCAAAGAACCAAAGACCGAAAUAGCACUUCACCUUGAAGACGAAAAUCCAACAAUCGAUAAAGACUACCACCGUCACCAAGAAAGUACAUUAUGAAGCGGCAAUUUGGGGAAAGGGAGGGUAAGCGGAAGAAGACUUAAAUGUGAUGUAUCAGGUACAAAACCAAGAAUAAAUUCGCACAUUGAAUGUC
Molecule: messenger RNA, 3394 nt
Organism: Tigriopus californicus
Lineage: Eukaryota; Metazoa; Arthropoda; Copepoda; Harpacticoida; Harpacticidae
Exons: 2
Coding region: 567-2948 (793 amino acids)
Biological process (GO): peptidyl-threonine phosphorylation; peptidyl-serine phosphorylation
Molecular function (GO): ATP binding; protein serine/threonine kinase activity
Source: RefSeq, a predicted model, not a curated record